Molecule: messenger RNA, 646 nt
Organism: Rhagoletis zephyria (snowberry fruit fly)
Lineage: Eukaryota; Metazoa; Arthropoda; Insecta; Diptera; Tephritidae
Product: RRP12-like protein
Source: RefSeq, a predicted model, not a curated record
UUGAAAUUUAUUAAUUUCGUGUAUUUACAAUGAAUUAAUGCAAAUUUCUUUCUUUUCAGACCAUAAAUUCACAGCUGAAGAGCUAAUUAAAUUUGUGCCUAGUGAUGAUGAAGUAACGCAGCGGCGCCUGUAGAAAGUACGGAGCAAAUGAGUCGUGAAAAUAGAAAGCAAUUGAACGAAAAAGAUAAGACCAAUGACGACGAUUCAGAGGAUGAAUUCGUCGCUGGGCUGGAAAAGAAGAGCAUAACCAUUGAUGACAUAUUGGCAGAUUUCGGUUCUGAUUUGCCAAAAGAUAUGGAUGCGGAUAAUCGCGAGCCUAAAACGAGCGCCUAAACGCGGCAUGGAAGUUGACCAUAGUGAUGAAACAAAAGAGGAGGAACUUCCAGCUACAAGCCGCAAACGUAAAGCUACCGAUGCGAUUAGUAUGCGUUCGGGUAAUACUUCAGCUUCAAAAUAUGUAGCCGGUUCCAAAGGUAUUCAUCGGCCCUUAGGCGCCUCCGGUAGUGACGCAAUAUAAAUAAAAUCCGGCUACUCUGCGAAGUCGGCCAAAUCUGGCAAAUCUACAGCGGCUUCAGCAUACGCCGGCAGCGAGUAUACAACUAAGAAACCUAAAGGCGAUAUGAAGAAGAAGGGCAAGCUCGAUCCC